This is a messenger RNA of Lutra lutra (Eurasian river otter), 1579 nucleotides long. Its product is annotated as sulfide:quinone oxidoreductase, mitochondrial-like. NCBI's taxonomy places the organism in Eukaryota, Metazoa, Chordata, Mammalia, Carnivora, Mustelidae. Gene Ontology annotation, cellular component: mitochondrion. The transcript has a single exon. The record is from RefSeq and is a predicted model, not a curated record. Bases 18 to 1370 code for a protein of 450 amino acids. Gene Ontology annotation, molecular function: FAD binding; sulfide:quinone oxidoreductase activity.
CCUGAUCCAGCCUGAAGAUGACCCCACUGGCCGCGUUGGCGUCUGGCCCUCGAGCCCAGCUCUUUGCCUGCUCCCUCAGGCUGGGCACUCAGCAGACUAGCCUCCUUCAGCUGCACACAAGGUCCAGCCUUGCCGCCAAGAACCACUAUGAAGUGCUGGUGCUGGGUGGGGGCAGUGGUGGGAUCAGUAUGGCCGCCCGCAUGAAGAGGAGAGUGGGUGCGGAGAAUGUCGCCAUUGUUGAGCCCAGUGAGAGGCAUUUCUACCAGCCAAUCUGGACACUGGUGGGCGCUGGAGCCAAGCAGCUAUCCGCCUCGGGCCGUCCCACUGCAAGUGUGAUACCCUCUGGCGUAGAAUGGAUCAAAGCUCGAGUGGUUGAGCUGAACCCAGACAAGAACUGUGUCCACAUAGACAGUGGCAAGGAGAUUUCCUACAAAUACCUUAUUAUUGCUCUUGGGAUUCAGCUGGACUAUGAGAAGAUCAAAGGCUUACCUGAAGGUUUUGACCAUCCCAAAAUAGGGUCCAAUUAUUCAGUGAAGACGGUGGAGAAGACGUGGAAAGCUCUGCAGGACUUCAAGGAGGGCAAUGCCAUCUUUACCUUCCCAAAUACCCCUGUAAAAUGUGCUGGAGCGCCCCAGAAGAUCAUGUAUUUGUCAGAAGCCUAUUUCCGGAAGACAGGGAAGCGAUCCAAGGCCAAUAUCAUUUUCAACACUUCUCUUGGAACCAUUUUUGGGGUUAAGAAGUACGCAGCUGCCCUGCAGGAGAUCAUCCAGGAGAGGAACCUCACUGUUAACUACAAGCAAAAUCUCAUCGAAGUUCGAGCUGAUAGACAGGAGGCUGUUUUUGAGAAUCUGGACAAACCUGGAGAGACCCAAGUUAUCUCAUAUGAAAUGCUUCAUGUAACACCACCCAUGAGUUCGCCAGAUGUCCUCAAGACGAGUCCUGUGGCAGAUGCUGCCGGCUGGGUGGACAUCGAUAAAGAAACUCUUCAACACAAGAAAUACCCCAAUGUCUUUGGCAUCGGGGACUGCACCAACCUUCCCACGUCAAAGACCGCAGCUGCAGUGGCUGCCCAGUCAGGAACACUUGACAGAACAAUUUCUCUGAUUAUGAAGAAUCAAAAACCAAUGAAAAAGUACGAUGGCUACACCUCGUGUCCACUGGUGACUGGCUACAACCGUGUGAUUCUUGCGGAGUUCGACUACAAUGUUCAGCCGCUGGAAACCUUCCCCUUUGACCAGAGCAGAGAGCGACUUACCAUGUACCUCAUGAAGGCCAACCUGAUGCCUUUCCUGUAUUGGAAUAUGAUGCUGAGGGGUUACUGGGGAGGACCAGCUUUUCUGAGGAAGGUGUUCCAUCUGGGUAUGAGUUAAGGACGGCUCAACCCUCGCUCUCCUUGGAUGGCUUCUGAACCCAAAUCACAGUCGCUGAUUGACCAAGAGCAGCAGGAAGAACUUAAAACCUAACCCUGUGCAAAGACUUAAUUGCUGGAUCAUGGUGACCAAAUGCCUCCCUUUUUAGUGCCUCUGGAUAGCUACCGUGUGGUCUGCCCCGGAUGAGUUUGAUGCUUUGGAAAUAUUCA